AUGUCUUCAAACCCAACUGAGUCGGUCACUAACUCGAGUUCCAUCCCUGCACAUGCUUCCAACACUACUGUGGGGGGUGAUGAAGCUAAUAGAGCAAACACCACUGAAGCCCAAGCAUCUGAGCAGAAUGAUCCAGAAAAUCCGUAUGAAAAAGCUAAGAGGGCAAAGACUUCUGAAGUUUGGAAUCACUUUCAGGUGUUGCAAACAGAAUCAGGGGCCAAAAAGAUGAACCAGUGCAGAUAUUGCAAAAAGGGCUACCCACCUUAUAGCUCAGGUGCUACAACAACAAUGGCUAGACAUCUUUUGGUGUGUCCCCUUAAACCCUCAACACUCCUUGAGAAAGGACAGAAACAACUCAGCCUUUCAAACAACUCUUGA
Molecule: messenger RNA, 378 nt
Organism: Linum trigynum
Lineage: Eukaryota; Viridiplantae; Streptophyta; Magnoliopsida; Malpighiales; Linaceae
Source: the annotation of a GenBank genome assembly